AUGAAUAUUGUGAGUAAAUGGAAGUCUUAUUCAAGUAUCUGCUUACCUCUUCUGAUGUGAGUAAAUAAAGGGCCGAUUUUUUCGUUCCAGUUACCUUACAUUUGGGUCCCGCCACGCAAACUAAGAAGAGUCAAAGCGUUUUCUUCGAAGCCAAAAGAAAUAAGAGCGCGUGAUUUCACAACGAAACGAGGUGUCAAGAACAAGUUUAUGAGGGUUGCGCAAUGCCUUGGCUUUAUCAAAUCCUAAAUUUUUGGUUUCUCAAUAUAGGAAGAUUAAUAUGCGUUUAAAACAAGCAAACGAAAAUAGCGAUCUGCUGCUGUUUUGAUGUUUUCGGACAACAAUCCUCAUUGGUUGCUAGGGUGUUUACGGUCUAAUGGAUGUGGUGAACAUUGUUUUCAUGUCAUAAGUUAAGGCCGGAUCAUAUUACACUUGGUAUCUGAUGAAUAUGCUCCAUCUUUCAUGGGUUUUGUUAUUUAUUUUUAUAUGAAUCUCCGCGGCCUUACAUAUUGCGGUCUGGUUGCUGUUCUAAUGUUAUCAUUUCAGGAAUUUCGUGAGCGCGGAUUUUCCGCAAGUGUGAGGAGUGAGAGUGUGUGUGUUGUAAUAUUUAUUAUUGUUAAUUAUUUCUGUGAGUUUGAGAGGAAGAGAAAGGUGUUUCUUGGCUUUUUCUUUCAAUUACCAUUUGAGGCCACACAAAACGUAAGUUAUUGCGAUUUUAUUAGAGUGAUUUAGACUGAUACAAAAACAUGACACCCUUCUUACAUAAAAAUAAUGCAGAAUAUUUUUGAUCGAAUAAUCUAGAAAUUUUCUGCGUUCUCAAAAGCGGUGCCAUUUUUGACGAAACGCUUAAUUAAACGUAUUUUUAUUUGGGCUUUAUGGUAGCUAAAUUGUCUGAUUUUAGAAAAAUGUCAGUCGCGACAGCCGAAUUAGGUGUCAUUGAGCAAGCCCGCACCGGAUUGGACCCUUCGGGCGAGAAGAUCGAUGUGGAAACCUUGGAUCAAGUGGUAAUGAUUAUGAAUAAGAGUGCUGGAGAACAACAACGAGCAGCUUCCGAACUGCUGAGCGCAUUCAAAACUGAUGCAAGAUCUUGGACUAAGGUAGAUGCCAUCCUCGAAUACUCGAAACACGUCGAAACUAAAUAUUUUGGACUUCAAAUCCUGGAACAACUAAUCCAAACCAAGUGGAAGAGUCUCCCGAGAGAUCAGUGUGAAGGCAUCAAGGGUUAUAUUGUCUCCAAGAUCCUCGAAAUUAGCUCUAAUGAGAUUACCGACGAAGGAACGAGACUGCUUCUCCAAAAGUUCAACCUGGUUCUAGUACAAGUAAGAAUUUGAAGGGUUUUAUCUUAGAUGUUUAGAUUGUCAAAUUCGAAUGGCCCAGGCAUUGGCCAAGCUUUAUCAUGGAUAUCGUCGGCUCUUCGCGGAAUUCUCAAUACAUUUGUAUGAAUAAUAUGGAGAUCCUUCGACUCCUCAGCGAAGAGGUCUUUGACUAUGAUACCAAUCUGACCACCUCCAAAGCGGCCUUCCUUAAACAAGAGUUUUGUUCCCAGUUCCAAGCUGUUCACACUCUUUGCUUGGAGAUUUUGCAGUCUUCGGACAACGCCGACCUUGUUUAUGCUACUCUCAGGACGCUCCAUGGAUUUCUUUCCUGGGCUCCAGUUGGAUUUAUCUUUGAGAACAGUCUGAUUGAGUUGAUUACUGGUCGUGUAAGUAGUUUUCAUUUACCUUGUAUUUAUUGUUUUGAAUGACGAUUAUAAUGUUGUUGUUUUCAGUUCAUGCCGUUCCCCAACUUCCGUUCUCUCUGUGUCCAAUGUCUGAUCGAAAUCUCGGGCAUUGAUAUCUCCGGGGAGCCGAGAUAUGGGGUGCGUUUGGAUAUCAUGUUCAAAAACGUGAUGAGUGUUCUCUCGGAUCAGAUCCCCAUCGAAACUGAUAUCGCCGAUUCAUACUCUCGCGGUCAGAAUGCCGACCAGCAGCUAAUCUCAAACCUUGCUUUGUUCCUGGCCACCUAUCUCCGCAAACAUUGUUCUAUCUGCGAGAUCCUCGAGGAUAGACCGGAGGCAUCUCGGGCCGAGACUAAAGCCGCCCAUGCCUUGGCAUUGAAGUAUGUGAUUACUGUUGUUUAGAGAAUGUAAUUUUUACAUUUUUAGAUAUCUUCUCAAGAUCAGUGAGGUUGAAGAUACUGAGGUGUUCAAGAUUUGCUUGGAUUAUUGGAACUGGCUAUGUGCCGAGCUCUUCAGAGAAUCUCCAUUCGAAGCAUUGCAAGCCAAUCUGCUGGAUGCCCUCAGGCUGAUGAGAGAGAACAACAGUGAGAAUCCUCGACGUCGUCUCUACUCGAGCGUUCUGUCUGAUCUCAGAAUGCUGAUGAUUUCCAGAAUGGCCAAGCCCGAAGAAGUUAUUGUAGUAGUGAAUGAGAACAACGAAGCGGUCAGAGAAUUGGUCAAGGAUACCGACUCCAUCGUCCUCUACAAGACCAUGAGAGAAACUCUGGUCUUCUUGACACAUUUGGACUACAGAGACACUGAAACCAAGAUGAUCGAGAAACUUCAGCAACAAGUUAAUGGAAACGAAUUCUCCUGGAAGAAUCUUAACACUCUCUGCUGGGCCAUUGGAUCCAUCUCUGGGGCCAUGAGAGAAGAGGAUGAAAGAAGGUUCUUGGUUACUGUAAUCAGAGAUUUGCUUGGACUUUGUGAACAGAAAAGAGGAAAGAAUAAUAAGGCCGUUAUUGCCUCCAACAUCAUGUACGUGGUUGGGCAAUAUCCACGAUUCUUGAGAGCUCAUUGGAGAUUCUUGAAAACGGUUAUCAACAAACUUUUCGAAUUCAUGCAUGAGUCACAUGAGGGAGUUCAAGUAAGUUUGAAUUUGAUCUGAUUUGAUAAGGUUUUUGUUUUCAGGACAUGGCCUGCGAUACUUUCAUCAAGAUUGUGGUCAAGUGCAAGACACAUUUUACCUGUAUUCAAGGCGGGGAAACUCAAGCUUUUGUGGAUGAGAUCCUUCACAACCUGAACACCAUUAUCUGUGACCUGUCUCAGCCCCAAGUUCAUGUCUUUUAUGAGGCCAUGGGACAUAUCAUCUCCAGUGAGACAGACGAAAAUAACCAGGCCCGACUCAUCGAAGGCCUCAUGACAGUCCCCAACAGAAUCUGGGCUGAGAUCGUUGAGCACGUGUCCGGGAAUACCCAAAUGUUUUAUGAUCAAGAUGUCCUCAGAAAUCUGAUCCACAUCCUCAAGACUAAUGUGGCUGCUUGCAAAUCUGUCGGAGCCCCCUUCUACACUCAGAUCAACCACAUCUUUAACGAGACCAUAGUCAUUUACAGACUCAUCUCCUCUUUCAUCAACACUUUGGUCAGCGAACAAGGCCCUGAAGUCUUGAAGCAGCCAAUUGUAAAGUUGAUGAGGGCUGUGAAGAGGGAAGUCCUGACUCUUCUUUCUACUUGGAUCGCCAGGUCCAAUGUCGCCAGAAGUGAUGACCUGAGGAGAUUGGGAAUGGGAAAUGGACAGACCAUCGUCGACCGAAUGAGCGAACUUGUGAUCACUCCCUUGUUCGACACCAUCCUUGAGGAUUACAGAACUGGUGUGCCCGAUUCCAGAGAACCCAAAGUGUUGUCAUUGUUGUCAAUUACCAUAGUCAGCUUUAGUGUAAGUCGUUUCCUUUUUUUAUUGGAAAUUGUUUUAGGACAAGUUCUCCGGAUAUUUGGAAAGAAUGAUGGAGAUCGUCUUCAUGCCCACCUUGGAGAUGAUCCAAGCCGAGACCUCCCAAUACCCCGAACAUCGCGUCAAUUUCUUCCAGAUGGUUCAGGCAGCGACGACCUCUUGUUUCGAUGUUGUAAUAAAACUCCCUGAGAAGAUGCUUUCUCUGAUCGUCCAAUCUCUUCUUUGGGCGCUGCAACAUACCAUUAGAACAGUCGCCGAAAUUGGAAUUCAAAUGAUCACCGAACUGAUCAAGAGACUCCGAGAAUAUCCCAACGAGGCCCUAAGGCAGAAAUUCUAUCAGACUUAUUACACCGAGAUGCUGACUCAUGUGAUGGGAAUUGUUACAGAUCACAAUCAGGUACCUUUUGUUGGGCUGGGAAACUUGGCCGAGGCGGUGUGCCAGCUAUUCAUAUGUGCUGAGAGUGAUAUCACUGUCAAUUUGUCCCCCAAUCAGAGUAAUGUCGAGCAUAUCGCUGAUUCCAUGGCUCAGAUCCUUCAAAGGCACUUCACCAACUUGAAUGGGUUAGUUCUUAGAUAACCAUUGUUUAUAGUUCGUGAUCUUUUUCAGGGAUCAGAUUAGAGUCGCCAUCAAAGGAUUCUUCUCAUACAACAGAGUUCAGCCAAAAAUGAGAGAUCACAUUCGAGAUUUCUUGGUUCAGAUAAAGGUAAUAAUUGAUUAAAGUAUCAGACCGUUCGUUUAGGAAGAUGCUGGUGCUGAUACUGCUGAUCUAUUCCUGGAAGAGAAGGAAAAGGAAAUCCAGAGAAUGCAAGAAGAAAAGAACCAAGUUCCCGGCAUCCAGAACCCCCACGAAAUCGAUGAAGAAAUGGCCUAG
Messenger RNA from Bursaphelenchus xylophilus (pine wood nematode), 4515 nucleotides. NCBI's taxonomy places the organism in Eukaryota, Metazoa, Nematoda, Chromadorea, Rhabditida, Aphelenchoididae. The record is from the annotation of a GenBank genome assembly.